Molecule: messenger RNA, 4721 nt
Organism: Carassius gibelio (silver crucian carp)
Lineage: Eukaryota; Metazoa; Chordata; Actinopteri; Cypriniformes; Cyprinidae
Product: 1-phosphatidylinositol 4,5-bisphosphate phosphodiesterase delta-1-like
Exons: 15
Coding region: 75-2408 (777 amino acids)
Biological process (GO): phosphatidylinositol-mediated signaling; lipid metabolic process
Molecular function (GO): phosphatidylinositol-4,5-bisphosphate phospholipase C activity; calcium ion binding
Source: RefSeq, a predicted model, not a curated record
CAAACGUCAUGGUUUUUCUCGCCUCAUGUCAUUUUUCUAGACAAACAGUCGAUUACAGUCGAUCCCUUUGAGGAAUGUCUUGUGUGCGUAAGCUUCGCAAAAGGACGAAAUCCCAGGAGUUAGUUUACCAAGAGCAGUGCAAGAUCGUGGCACAAGAGAAUGCCAAACGCAUAGGUCUGGGGGGAGACCCGGACCUGCAGUUUUUGCUGAAAGGUGGAGACCUACUAAAGGUGAAGUCCAGGUCAUGGAGGAAAACCCGCUUCUUUCGCCUGAACGAUGACUGCAAGACCAUGUGGCAACAGACCAGCAAGGCUUUUAAGAGUGACUCCGGCUUCAGUCUUGAGGACGUGGAAUUUGUGCGGUAUGGCCGUCUGACUGAAGGGCUGCAGAAGUACGCUGACCUCUCAAUGGAGGACCGCUGCUUCUCCAUCAUCUUCAGAGGCCGACGGAAGAACGUGGAUUUGAUCGCCUCAUCCAAAGAGGAGGCCAUGCGGUGGGUCAGUAGUCUGGAGAAGGUCAUAGCUGUCAUGGACAACCUCAACCGACAGCAGAACUCUGAACACUGGAUCUAUAGUUGCAUGCGCAAGGCAGACAAGAACGCAGACAACAAAAUGACCUUGAAGGAGCUGAAGCAUUUCCUACGUCAGAUCAAUAUUCAGGUGGACGACAGAUACGCUGAGAUGCUCUUCAAGAAAUGUGACACAUCAAUGUCAAACACUCUAGAGGGAUCUGAGAUCAAACUCUUCUAUGAUUUACUGACUUACCGUGAGGAAAUUGAUGUGAUCUAUGCCAAGUAUGCUCAUACUAAUGGACAGAUCAGCUCCAGCGACCUGUUGAACUUCCUCCAAUAUGAGCAGAGGGAGCCAGUGUCUUUGGAGUAUGUGCAGAAGCUUAUUGAGAAAUAUGAGGUGGAUGAAACAGCCAAACAGAACAAGUGCAUGAGCAAAGAUGGUUUCCAGAUGUACCUGAACAAUGAGGAAUGCUUUAUCUUUAACCCCGCCCACAAAGGCAUAUACCAAGACAUGCACCAACCACUCAAUCAUUACUUCAUUUCCUCUUCCCACAACACCUAUCUGAUGGAGGACCAGCUGAAGGGGCCUAGCAGCACAGAAGCCUAUAUCAAAGCUCUGACGAAGGGCUGCCGCUGUGUGGAGCUGGAUUGCUGGGAUGGUGCAAACGGAGAGCCGGUCAUUUACCACGGCCAUACGCUCACAUCCAAAGUGCUCUUCAAAGAUGUCAUCAAGGCCAUCAAAGAAUAUGCUUUCAAAACCUCACAGUAUCCAGUGAUCCUGUCUUUGGAGAACCAUUGCUCCAUAGAGCAGCAGAAGAUCAUGGCCCGUCACUUAACCUCCAUCCUGGGCAGCGCUCUGCUCACUCAACCCCUGGGGGAUCAAAUGCCCAACACUUUCCCAGCACCUGAGGAGCUCAAGGGACGUUUCCUGAUAAAGGGCAAGCGUUUGAACAAAUUAGAUGCUGUAUUCAACAACAACAACACCACCGAGGAUGUGGACAGUGUGUCAGAGGAAGAUGAAGCUGCUGAGGUCAAAGAGGCUGAACAGAAACCCAAAGCAAAGAGUUCCAAAAAGAUCAAGCUGGCUAAGGAGCUGUCAGACCUUGUCAUCUACUGUAAAAGUGUCCAUUUCAGCACCUUCGAGCAUUCAAGAGACAACCACAGUUUCUAUGAAAUGGCCUCCUUCAAGGAGAGCAAAGCAAUGAACCUGGCAGAAAACUCAGCUACAGCAUUUAUUCAUCACAACAUGGAUAAGCUGAGCAGAAUCUACCCAGCCGGCUCCAGAACCGAUUCAUCCAACUACAAUCCAGUGCCACUGUGGAACGCUGGCUGCCAAAUAGUGGCUCUAAACUUCCAGACUCCCUGUAAGGAGAUGGAUCUGAAUCAGGCUCGCUUUCUACCUAAUGGCAAGUCUGGCUACAUACUGAAACCAGAGUUUCAGAGGGACCCAGCCUCACAGUUUAACCCCAAAAACCUCAGUGUAGGCCCCUCGCUUCAGAAAAAGACCUUACAUCUCAUGAUCAUCUCAGCCCAGCAGCUGCCUAAGAUCAAUAAGGACAAGCAGACGUCCAUCGUGGACCCUCUGGUCAGGGUGGAGAUCUACGGUGUGCCCGCCGACAAUGACAUUAAACAGACACAUUACAUUGAAAACAAUGGUUUCAAUCCUACGUGGAACACAAACUUCCAGUUCACUGUUAAUGUGCCGGAACUGGCUUUGGUGCGGUUUGUGGUAGAGGACCAUGAUACUGCUUCCCAUAAUGACCUGGUUGGCCUGUACACCCUGCCCUUCACCAGCAUGCAGAACGGAUACCGCCAUGUGCCUCUGCUCACAAAAAGAGGAAGCCUCAUCGCUUCAGCGGGACUGUUUGUACACAUCAUGAUUCUUGAUAGUGAAUAGACUCCAACAUUCCCCUCAGUCACUUUAAUGUCAAAGCGUGGAGAUCACUGAACAGCACCAUCAACUUAGCUGUCCUCUGCAAACACAUAAGAUUUGGACCUUUCCGAUGUGCCUUCUGAUUUACUGGUGGUACAGAGGCAUACCUUAAUAUGCUUUUUGGAAUUAGUAUGCGUGGUUUAGUAAAAAAAGAAAGAAAUAUAAAUACAUAAGAAAAAGAUGAUAUCAAAUCAAAUAGUGUUCAGAAUUCAACAUUAAAGUCCUUUCAUAGCAUGCAAACUGAAAAAAAAAAUCUAUAUUGUUUAAAUAAUAAAAUAUCAAAUUCAUAAAUUUAUUUAAAUAUAUUUUAUUCAAAGUUAAUUGAAAUUAGAUUUUUUUUUUGGCUUUUGGCUACCAAUAAGAGGAGUACUUCCUAGUGCUGUGAAAUCGAUUAAUCGCGAUUAACCAUAUCGAAAAUAAAAGUUUGUGUUUAUCAUUGUUGGGGGUAAUGCAUUACAAGUAAUAGGAGUUACAUAAUCAGAUUACUUUACUGUUAUCAAAAUAACUGGUAAAGUAAUGCAUUACUUUUACUUUUUAAAUGAAAUUUUCAAAUAAGUAACCCCGAUUACUUUCUUUUCCCAUUUAUUCAUUGACAGCUCACCUGUCCCCGUUUCGAGAGACAUUAGGGGUGAAAUGCCGAGGCACUUCCUUUAGCCUGAGUCUUAUUCAUUUCACUUUUGGUGUGAAAGGGGCUUUACAGUUGUCAGAAUAUAACUUUCGGGAUUUCAGUUAUUAAUAAACAAAUAAGCAAGCCUAGCCCAGGUGACAAAAAGUAAUGCAAAAGUAACAUAACGCCAUAAAGUGUAAUUAAGUAACGCAAUUAGUCAUUUUUUAAUGAACUCAAUAUUGUAAUGCAUUACUUUUAUAAAAUAACUUUGCCCAACACUGGUGUUUAUGUGUGUGUACUGUGCAUAUUUAUAUGUCUACACCAGUGGUUCCCAACCUUUUUCAACUCGCGGCCCACACAACCAAACACAUAUGUUUGCGCGGCCCACUGCAAAAAAAUUAACUGACCUCGCUAUUGUUGGGUUAAUAAGAAGCUAGAUUGUUAAUUGUCUUUAUUGAAUGAACUGGUAAUGAACAGAAAAAAACAACUGCUGUUGUUCUGUAGCAUAUGCAGCAAAAAUAUCUAAUAUAAAUUGGCAGUUUAUUCUUAAACCAAUCAGUGAGCUUCAAUAGUGGAAGCAUAGUUACAGUUUAAUAUUUAUUUUUUGUUAAUUAUAUUUUUGAAAUGAUGUUAUUAUGUUAUGACUUAGACAUUUUUAUAGAAGAGUCUUCUACAAGAUACAAGACAUUUUUCACAUACCAUAUGAACAAUAUUAUUAUUUAUUUUAAUAGUAAUUGGCGGCCCACAGGUGGAAAACCACUGCUCUACAUAAAUACACACACAUACAUUUAUAUAUUUAAGAAACAUUUACAUGUAUAUGUGUGUAUUUACACGAUUACACGAUAAAUUGAUUUGACAGCACUAGUUCUUUCAGAUCCAUUUAACAGUUUGUACCAUAUUGAUGUCCAAAACACUGUUUUCUAUUUUAAUAUUACAAAAAUUUAUAUUUAAAAAUAUACUACACUGAUCCCUUUUUACGUAGAGUAUUUAAACAGUGUUUGUAUAUAAUCUCUAAUGGUGUGGUUUUUGUCCAAACAUUCCCAUUAAGUCUUCAUCGUUGUCUUAAUUAUUUCUUGGUUAAACAGAUUUCAUCUUAACAAUACCAUCUCCUUUGUUCAGUGUUGCGUGAGAUGUGUUGAACUGUAGGAAUAUUGUUCAAUAUUUGUUAGUCUCCAUUUUUACAAUGACUCAAGUUGACUUGUUCUUUAUAUGAACUCAGGAUACAAAUGAUGGACAAUUUACCCCAUAUGACCAAUAUUUUUUGACAAACAUGUUCAGGUAUCUGAACUCUAGGCGUGUGUUGAAUUAUCUUGUCAGAGCAGCAGAAGUCUUGCACUACAAAUGUGUAUAACGUAAAAUAAUGGAAAAAGUGAUACAUUUACAAACAGAAGCUGUGCUCUAUAUAUUUAAAGUUCUUGUUUUGUAUUCAUUGUUCUUGGGUAAAGGUAUUGCUGCUUUUAUCUGCUCUUUUUCUAGAAUUUUUUCUAUUUUUAUGUUGUUCUUAACUUAUCUAAUGUGCCUUAAAGGAACAUUGUUACACAGGCUGUUACUGUCUACUCCAGCAAUAUGAAGCCAUAACAACAUCUGUUUCUGACGUCCUCCUGACAGAAAAGAACUGCUAUAGUGAUUACUGUACAUGCAUUAAAACUGAAUUAAACAUCUCAGAAACA